AUGUCCAAGCUCAUGGUCGUCACCGGCGCCACUGGCAUGCAGGGAUCAGGCGUCAUCGACGCCCUGUCCGCAAACCCCGACUGGAAAAUUCGAGGUCUUACACGAGACACCAACAGCGAAAAGGCCAAGGCCCUCGUCCAUCGUGGUAUCGAGAUGGUAGCCGCCACCUUUGACGACGAAGACAGCCUCGAAAAUGCCUUCAUUGGCGCCAACGCCAUCUUCGCAGGGUCGGCCCGGAAAAAGGCCAUGCAAAUCGAGUAUGACCGAGGCGUGAAAUUGGCCCGUGCAGCUGCUAAGACAACCACUCUCGAAACCUACUUCUGGAGCACCCUACCCGCUGCGAGCGACUUAAGUAACGGCGAGGUGAAAGUCCCGCAUUUUGAUGGCAAGGGGGCUGUCGAUGCAUAUAUCAAGAAUGAUCCGGUAUUGAACGCCAAGACGAUCUUUCUUUUGACGGGCUUUUAUGCAUCUAAUUUUAGCCAUCCGCCCUUCACGCCCGUUUACUCGAAGCCAGCAGGACAACAUAUUCUUGCCCUCCCAGCCAAGUCUUCGUCUUAUAUUCCCUCACUAGGCCCAGUGAACAACAUCGGCAUUACCGUCAGUGGUCUUCUCCAACACCCAUAUCCCAAGGCAGCGAAUGGUUGCAAGGGAGGUCGAUAUGUCCACGUCACAACGGGAAAGUACCAAUUCCAGGAAUAUUUCUCGAAAUGGGCGGAGAUUGCAGGGAAGGGGAAGCUUCAGGUUCUAUCAGUCCCAUUCGAGCAAUUUGAAGCGCUUUACGGCAUGUGGGGGACUGAAUUGGGUCUUAUGAUGAAGUUCUGGGAAGUGGCUGGAGCCCCGAAAAUGUGGGAAACAGUCGGGGAGGGAGAUGUUAUGAUUGAUUCUCGUGAGCUCGAGGGCGUCAAGGAUCGUUUGGUCAGUACUGAGGACUUUUGGAGACAGGCAGAUUGGAGUCAGAUUUAA
This is a messenger RNA of Penicillium samsonianum, 963 nucleotides long. RefSeq lists its product as uncharacterized. Bases 1 to 963 code for a protein of 320 amino acids. The transcript has 3 exons. The record is from RefSeq and is a predicted model, not a curated record. Lineage: Eukaryota; Fungi; Ascomycota; Eurotiomycetes; Eurotiales; Aspergillaceae.